CUCUUCGCGUACCCUAGACCGUCGAUACACCCAUCGCCAUACCAUCACCACCGGGUGCCUCCACAUCACCUUCAUCUAGUUUGGAGUCGGAGCGGUUGUCCAGCGACCUGAGCCAGUGCCCCGCGUAGUCUCACGUAUAGUGCAACGAGAAAAAGUCCGCGAAUUAGUCAAGGUAUCGAUUUGCGUAGCCCCGAUUUUCAUGCACAUGAUACGGUAGUUAGAGAUUCAACGACAGAUCACGACACAAUGAAGUCCGUCAUAUGGACCUUCACCCUAUACUGCCUCUGCCUGUCUUCAGCUCAAGGUAUACUGCCAAAUCCAACGAACCUAAACGGAGCCCAGAUUCCUUCCCAGAUAAGCUUCCAAGAUGGCUCCUUUUCGGGAGAUUCCAUCAAUGUUAAAGCUUCCAUGCAAACCGGACAAUCUGGAUUAGCUGUGGAACCGUUGUCCUCACAGGCAGAUGCCCAACAACGAAACUAUCAGACGGGGGGAAACAUAAAUCUGGACGGGCAGUUUGUGGAACCCUAUAAUAUCGAGUACAAGUACCAUGACUUCGACAUGAUGACGAAAUUCUUGAGGCAGACCACGGCGAGGUACCCCUCAUUGACGGCACUCUACUCUAUUGGAAAAUCGGUACAAGGAAGGGACUUGUGGGUAAUGGUCAUCUCGGCUUCGCCCUACGAACACAUGAUUGGAAAGCCCGACGUAAAAUAUGUAGCCAACAUGCACGGAAAUGAGGCUGUCAGCAGAGAACUGAUGCUCCAUCUGAUUCAUUACCUUGUCACAAGCUACACCACAGAUCCUUACAUUAGAUGGCUGCUGGACAACACUAGGAUUCAUAUAAUGCCCUCGAUGAACCCGGACGGCUUCGAAGUCUCCAAGGAGGGCACUUGUGACGGGGGACAGGGAAGGUACAACGCGAGAGGUUUCGACUUGAACAGAAACUUCCCAGAUUACUUCAAGCAAAACAACAAGAGAACGCAACCGGAAACCGAGGCGGUGAAAGAGUGGGUCUCGAAAAUCCAGUUCGUGCUGUCGGGGAGCUUGCACGGCGGGGCUCUGGUGGCUAGUUAUCCUUUCGACAAUACACCGAACUCACUGUUCCAGACGUACUCAGCACCCUCGUUGACCCCCGACGAUGACGUCUUCAAACACCUAGCCCUAACGUACUCCACGAACCAUGCCAAGAUGGCUCGAGGCGUUUCCUGCAAGUCUUCACAAACCACCUUUAGAAGAGGUAUCACAAACGGAGCCGAGUGGUACCCCCUCACCGGGGGCAUGCAGGAUUUCAACUACGUCUGGUACGGUUGCAUGGAGGUAACGCUAGAAGUGUCCUGUUGUAAGUACCCGCCGGCGCAUGAGCUUCCUAAGUAUUGGGAAGAUAACAGGGUGGCUCUGAUUAAAUAUUUGGCCGAGGCUCAUAGAGGCGUUCAAGGGUUCAUCGUGGACGAGAACGGAAACCCGAUCGAGAAGGCUUCUUUGAAAAUAAAAUCGCGGGAUGUAGGGUUCCAGUCCACCAAGUACGGGGAAUUUUGGAGGAUACUUUUGCCCGGAGUAUAUAAAUUAGAGGUUUACGCUGAUGGGUAUGUGCCGAGAGAAAUCGAGUUGAUGGUGGUAGAGCAACAUCCUACUUUACUAAACGUCACAUUACACACUGCCAAGAGAAAGGACGGGCACUUCUACCGACCCCAACACCAAGUAUUCCACCGUCCGAUCCCCCAGCAACAGGCCCAAGGAAAUGGGAUAUUCUCUUCGAUCACCAACGGUUUAUCAAACAUAGUUAGUUUCUUUGGAUGAACGUAAACUCAGGCAAUAGCACGAGAGGAGAUCGUAAAACGGUUCAUAUCCGAAAACUUGCCUCUAGAAAUUGUUCAUAUCAAUGUAGAUAACGAGUUAUUUAUUUGUAGUUUGUAAGGGUGUUGUUGUACGACGGUUUCGUUGACUUUUCGAGCGUUAACGCCGAACGGAGAAUUUUGCAAGGUGUAUGAUUCGUUUUACCGUUUCUGGAAGCAUCUUGGAGAAUUUCCGAUUGGUAGUUUAAUCGUAAAUGGAGUGUUCAUUUUCAAACGCACUAGGACUCUUAGGAAUUCAUAUAAAGCAAUAGCUGCACAGACUGUUAUUAUUAUUAGAAGAUUUUUAAUAAAUUAUUUGUAAAUAUA
This is a messenger RNA of Anoplophora glabripennis (Asian longhorned beetle), 2159 nucleotides long. Its product is annotated as carboxypeptidase D. Gene Ontology annotation, molecular function: zinc ion binding; metallocarboxypeptidase activity. Gene Ontology annotation, biological process: proteolysis. NCBI's taxonomy places the organism in Eukaryota, Metazoa, Arthropoda, Insecta, Coleoptera, Cerambycidae. The record is from RefSeq and is a predicted model, not a curated record. Gene Ontology annotation, cellular component: cell surface. The transcript has 10 exons. Bases 247 to 1797 code for a protein of 516 amino acids.